AUGCUGGUCAUGACAGCCAUAGUCACAGCCCUCUCAACCCUGAUUUUCGUCAAAUUGUUUAUCACUCCACAGCAAAUCAUCAUCGUUAGACCGUCCCCUUCACCUACGUCUCCGUCCUCGUUUUCCAUAGAAACUCUGGUAUCCCCGCCAGCCGUACCUAUUUCUACAGCAAUCCGCAACCUUCUGACCGGAAAGCAGACCGGCGCGGUGCAAAUAGUAGAAUCGGACACCGUUAAAGAGGCUCCGCAAACUGAAGUUAAAGAUCAGCAAGUGGAAGUGAACAAAUCACGCUCUAGGUCUAGUAGUGCCCCGACAUCCUCGUCUGGAUCCCCACCAUUCAAAGGUGACUUGACUGCUUCUCGUCCAAUACGCCCACGCAUGGACCAACGCGAUCGCCUGACUUCUUAUUUUGGUCGCCGUGGGUCGAAAACGCCCGCCGCCGCCUCCUGA
Molecule: messenger RNA, 450 nt
Organism: Heterobasidion irregulare TC 32-1
Lineage: Eukaryota; Fungi; Basidiomycota; Agaricomycetes; Russulales; Bondarzewiaceae
Exons: 3
Coding region: 1-450 (149 amino acids)
Source: RefSeq, a predicted model, not a curated record